Messenger RNA from Alternaria alternata, 2293 nucleotides. RefSeq lists its product as hypothetical. The transcript has 4 exons. NCBI's taxonomy places the organism in Eukaryota, Fungi, Ascomycota, Dothideomycetes, Pleosporales, Pleosporaceae. The record is from RefSeq and is a predicted model, not a curated record. The coding region runs from base 1 to 1968 and encodes 655 amino acids.
AUGCGUUACACUCAGAUUCUUGGCAGUGCUGCUGCACUUGGCGGUUAUGCUCUUGCUCAAGAAGGUGAGGCACAGUCUACUGUUGUCUACGAUUCAGAAACGAAGAUCAGUUAUACGUCGUACACGGAGCCAGAAACAGGGAUGUCAUUUGGUGUUGCUCUUCCAAAGAAUGUUACGGACCCGUAUGAUGCCAUCAUUAGGAUCACCGCACCGAUCGCCAGCCAAUGGGUCGGUUUCUCAUGGGGAGGUACUAUGGUCUGGAACCCGUUGAGCGUUGCUUGGCCUAAUGGCCAAUCUGGGACUAUCUCUGCUCGCUUCGCUUUCAGUAUUGGCUUGCCGCAGGGGUACGAUGGAGCCGAGCAUACAUACCUCAAAGGCACAAAAACAAACGCAACGCACUGGACAGUCAAUGCGCUAUGCAAAGGCUGCACUGGAUGGCAAAACAGCGAAGACACAAGAUAUGCGCUCAACGGUACCAGUACAACAGAGUUCGCCUGGGCUUACGGUGUCUCUUCGGUCGAGGAUUCUGCCCGAAACGAUUCCGCUUUCAACGUCCACCAGGCCUGGGGGAAAUGGAUCCACAACCUAGACGCUGCUCGCAUCGAUGAUUUCGAUUCUUUGGUCAAGACUAACCUGCUGACGGCGCCUGUAGCCACACCUUCCGCUGCUCCGACCACUGUCGUGACAAGCGUCGUACCGUCUGCGUCUGCGACGUUAAAGCCAGCAGCGCCUGCUGCCAUCCCAGCCUCGUGUUCUGGCGCUGGCAACCCUGCAUUCCAGGGCAGUCUUGCGGCUGGAUGGAAGGCCACAAAGAUUGCGGGAGGCUUGACCAGCCCUCGCAGCAUUCAAUUUGACAGUGCUGGGAAUAUGUUGGUCGUUCAAUCUGGCAAGGGUAUCUCGUACCAUAAGAUGGGCUCAGACGGCUGCAUCACUUCCACCAAGAUGCUGGUCUCGCAGAACAACCUGAACCAUGGUAUCGCAAUGAGUCCUGACGGCAAGACGCUGUAUGCGAGCUCCAUGACUCAAGCUUAUUCUUGGCCAUACGAUGCCGCUGCGGGUACACUGGGUACUAGAGCGACUAUCGUCACCGGCAUGUACAAUGGCGGCUCCCAUCUGACUCGUACUCUUGCCAUUGCGCCACAGAACCCGAACUUGCUGGUGGUCUCCCAUGGAUCCAACGCAAAUAUUGACUCUGCUACGUCGGAUCCCAAGACUGGCCGCGCCAUCAUCAAGGUGUUCGACUUGUCAAAGGUCCCUAGCGGAGGGUAUAACUAUGUGUCUGGCGGAUACAACGCUGGAUAUGGACAACGUAAUGACGUAGGAAUCUGCUUUGAUAAGAACAACAUGCUUUGGGGCGUAGAGAACAGCGGCGACGACUUCAAGCGCAACGGAAAAGACAUACACCAAGACAACCCCGGCGAGAAGAUCCACUAUAUGGGAGACGUCACCAAACCCAAUGAAAACUGGUACGGCUAUCCAUCCUGCUUUACGGUCUGGAAACCCAGUGACUUCACCGACAAGACAUUCAAAGUCGGCGACUUCUUCGUCCAACAACCAAGCACGAGCAUGAACGAUGACACCUGCGUUCAAAAGGCUACACCUCCCAAGCUGACGUUAUUCCCGCACUCCGCACCCAUCGAUUGCAAGUUCGAUGCCGACAGCACCACCAUGUACAUCACUUACCACGGUAGCUGGAACCGCAAUCCCGUUACCGGUUUCAAGCUUGUCGCCGUGCAAUUUAAAGUCGGUACUGAUGGGAAUUAUACGCCAGUUGAGCCUUUGACUAGUACUACAGCUGCCAAGGACAUCUUCUACAAUCCGGCUGUGGAGAAGUGCCAGGGCAAUGGACCAAGUUUUAGCUCGGGUUGCUUCAGACCUGCAGGUUUGGCUUGGGAUUCCCAGGGAAGGCUGUUCAUGACGAGUGAUACGAGCAGCAACGGAGAGCUUUGGGUGUUGGGUAAGUCGUAGAAAACGAGGCGUGGCAUCAGGUUUGUGGGUGUCCAGUGGGCGUCUCUGGGGAGAAGACGGUUUGUGUAUACAAUUACCUAUACAGAACAACAUUACGGUCGUUUCUACUUUCUCAUUUUGUGCUCAUGUUAGCCGCUAUUUUUCCAGACUUCGUAUGCUGAAGAUGGUAUUUGCGAAGCAAAAGAAGCUAGACGGUAAAAGAGAGAGCGCAUGUCCUAGCAUCAAUUUGAAAUACGACCUUGUCGUAUACGUGAGGAAAGAGAGAGAGUGGCGUCCUGAAAACGAGGGACUGCCAGUACCAUCUAAGCGUAGUAUGAGUGAGCGU